AUUAAACACCAUAACCAAGAAAAGUAUGGAAAAUCAAAUUCACUCUGAACUAAUUGUAAAAGAAGAGGAAGAAGAAGAUGAUGAAGAAGAGAAAGAACAAAAAUGUGAUACUCCUACUAAUGAAACCAAAAGUAUUGUGCGUGAUGGAGAAUCAACAAUUGGUAUCAGACCAAGACCAUUAAUUUGUAAGCCAGAAAAUGUAAAUAUUGGGUGCAAGUCUGAACCUAUAGAAACUAAAUGGCAUUGGGCUCCAGGAGCAUGGCAAGAUGCUACAAGAACCAGUGCCUUCCAACCAUAUAAGCCUCCUACAUUACUUACUAAUUUACAAAGAGGUAAUACACAAACAGAAAUAUCUCAACUUUAUGGUGGUAGCGAUAUUACAUUCCAUACAUUAGCUGGCCAAGGUGAACUUACACCUGAACACAUACAUCCAAGUACUGUUGAUACACCUGAUGAAAAGGGUUUAACUGGUCUUAUGUGGGCUGCAAGAUAUGGACAAUUAGGCAGUGCAAGGCAAUUACUUAAAGCUGGUGCGAACAAAAACUAUCGUGGUCUCAAUGGAGAGACUCCUUUGCAUUUAGCAGCUGCUUAUGGACAUCAUGAUCUUGUAAAAUUGUUGUUAAACCAUGGUGCAGAUUCCAAUGCAAGCGAUGAGGAAGGAAAUACACCUUUGAUAUAUGGAGCAAAUGGAGAUCAUCCACAUGUAUGCUACGAAUUAUUAUCUAGAGGAGCGGAUAUAACGCGUCGUAAUAUGUAUAAUAUAAGUGCUUAUCAUGCAGCAGUAUUAAAUAAUUCACUAACUGCUAAAGCAGUAAUUGAAAAUUAUUUAAUACAACAAGUGGUAAACAUAUCACCAAAUAUAUUGCAAUAAAGUAAUGCAAUAUAAAUAACGUAAAUAUAACCUUAAAAUUUGUAUAGGUUUUAAAAAAUUGUACAAAUUACAUAGUGAUAUUUACACCCGAAUAUUUUAAUAAAUA
Molecule: messenger RNA, 977 nt
Organism: Bombus pyrosoma
Lineage: Eukaryota; Metazoa; Arthropoda; Insecta; Hymenoptera; Apidae
Product: DNA-binding protein RFXANK
Exons: 6
Coding region: 26-871 (281 amino acids)
Cellular component (GO): nucleus; cytoplasm
Molecular function (GO): protein binding
Source: RefSeq, a predicted model, not a curated record